Penicillium atrosanguineum is the source of this 1848-nucleotide messenger RNA. Its product is annotated as MIP/aquaporin family protein. Lineage: Eukaryota; Fungi; Ascomycota; Eurotiomycetes; Eurotiales; Aspergillaceae. Gene Ontology annotation, biological process: water transport; glycerol transmembrane transport. The record is from RefSeq and is a predicted model, not a curated record. Gene Ontology annotation, cellular component: plasma membrane. Gene Ontology annotation, molecular function: glycerol channel activity; water channel activity. The transcript is spliced from 2 exons. Bases 1 to 1848 code for a protein of 615 amino acids.
AUGGACGGAGAAGACAAUCCCGGGCGCCCCCGAGCCGUGUCGGGGGCAAGGAGCGAAAGAGAACAGUCGGGACGUCAACGGUCAUCGACAAAUCCUGUCUCCCCGACGAGAACUCGAGGACUCGAGGAGGAUGAUCCAAUUUCACCCCCAAGGAGAGUUCAAACGGCCGAGGAAGGAACGGAAGCGGAAGGGUUGCGACGACGCAGCUCAGCAGCAUCUCGACGAAGCGGCGUUCCCAGCCUUGCUCCCCGAACGACGCUUGCCCAAAGAACGACCGGCAAAUUUACCCUGGCUGGUCCAGAAGAGACGCCGCAAUACAAACUAUCUCAAGAGCCCUUUGUGGCGCCUGGAUACGGUGAUCUGAAUCCAUCAUACGAACAGGCAAACAAUGCGAAACCAGUUUGGUCUUUGGCCAAGCCCCUGCCGCGUGUGGUGCGGUCAGGUAUGGUACCGACCAGGGAAGAACUGCUUCAGGCUCGCCAGAAUGCGGAGAUGCCGGCCGAGAAUUCGCAGAAGCUGGGACUGGACGUUGAUCCAAAUGAUCUGGAGCUGGGGAAAAUCGACAAGACGGCUGAUCCGCGGAAGAUGGCGGCACAGGUGGAGGAUGCACGUCUGCAGCGUGAGCAAAACUUCAUGAACAAGCUCCUGAACGGUGAGACUGCCUCCCAGAGACCCGGAUCGCGUAUUUCCCGCUCCUCAUCCAUACGCCAGAGACGCCCGUCUCAAUGGAACAACCAAGACCAGGAUCAACUCUCUACAGUCGAAGAAAGAGAGUCUCAAGCAAGCGUUGAUGACCAGGAUGGUCCCAAACGGCCGCCCGGUUACUUCAGUAACGACCCUCUGGGGGCUGUGCCUGAGGAGCCCGAAGAUUAUCAAGACGAGGGUAAAUUUGAAUUCCCUUCCCUCGACGAAGCAACUUGUCCUGAAGAUCUUCACCCAUUGAUCCAGGAACUCGUCGAGGACGAAGUACACAACAAUCACACCACAUGGUCCGUCAUUCGCACCCACCACCGCGAGGCCCUCGCCGAGGCCCUGGCCGUGUUCGUUCAGCUUACCAUCGGCUUCUGCGCGGAUUUGUCUGUGACCAUCGCUGAUUCGGGCAAUCCAAACACAACUGACUGGGCCUGGGGGUUUGCCACAAUGAUCGGUAUCUACAUUUCUGGUGGUAUCUCUGGUGCUCAUAUGAACCCCGCUGUUACGAUUAUGCUGUGGUUUUACCGUGGUUUCCCAAAGCGUUUGAUGCCGGAGUAUUUCGCAGCUCAGUUCAUUGGCGCCUUUUGUGCCGCCCUGGUCGCCUACGGUAUCUACUACGAGUCCAUCCAACACUACCUCGCCACCAACACAACCACCGGCAUUGUCACUAGUUUCGUGACUAGCCAGCGUGAAACUUGGAUCAGUCCCCAGACAGCAUUCUUCAACGAGUUCGUUGGCACGGCUCUGUUGUGCGUUGUGAUCCUAGCUCUUGGUGAUGACCAGAACGCUCCGCCCGGUGCUGGCAUGAACUCCUUCAUCAUUGGUCUUAUCAUUACCUGUCUGAGUAUUUCUUUUGCCUACCAGACCGGCGCUGCCUUCAACCCUAGCCGUGACUUUGGUCCGCGUCUCGCCUUGCUCGCUAUGGGCUAUAGUGGCGAGCUGUUCAGGAAUGCUUACUGGUUCUAUGGACCGUGGGUUGGUGCGAUCUCCGGUUCCUUUGGUGGAGCCUUCUUGUAUGACUUCUUCAUCUUCACCGGUGGUGAGUCUCCUGUCAACUACCCUUGGGAGCGAACCGAGCGUGCGAUGAAGAAGAGUGGCAUGAAAUGGAAGAGGCGGUUGCGCAUUGGCAAGAAGAAGGGAGAGAAACCUGUGUGA